Messenger RNA from Diutina rugosa, 1560 nucleotides. RefSeq lists its product as uncharacterized. The transcript has a single exon. Gene Ontology annotation, molecular function: transmembrane transporter activity. Gene Ontology annotation, cellular component: membrane. Lineage: Eukaryota; Fungi; Ascomycota; Pichiomycetes; Serinales; Debaryomycetaceae. The record is from RefSeq and is a predicted model, not a curated record. Gene Ontology annotation, biological process: transmembrane transport. Bases 1 to 1560 code for a protein of 519 amino acids.
AUGUCUGCGUCUUCCACCCACCUGGUUUCGGAGAAGCUCAGCUUCAAGGACUACAAGGACGAAAACGAUGUCGUCCACCUUGAAUCGCAACAACAGCCCGUCGAAGAAAUCGACGACGGCGUGUUGCCCAAAUACCACAAUCUCCCCCCGCUGUUGCAGGGGAUGACUCAGGACGAGCUCCACAAGCUCGACCGCCGCACCACCUUGAAGAUCGACUUGCGGUUGAUGCCGAUGCUUAUUCUCAUUUACAUCCUCAACUACCUUGACAGAAACAACAUUGCUUCGGCGCGUCUCGGGGGGAUCGAAAAGGAACUUGGCAUGCACGGCUCGCAAUGGCAAACGGUUAUUUCUAUUUUGUUCGUUGGUUACAUCACCAUGCAGAUCCCCGCCAACUUGCUUUUGGAAAAAUUCGGGCGCCCGUCGAUUUUCAUCGCCGUGGUGAUGACGCUGUGGGGUACCAUUUCCGCCUGUACCGCCGCCGUGCAAAGUUACGGGGGGCUCAUCGCCAUCAGAGUGCUUUUGGGGAUCGUUGAAGCCGGGUUUUUCCCCGCGGCAUUGUUGACGCUUUCGCAGUGGUACGACCGUAAGUCGCUUACCGUGCGUAACGCCGUGCUUUACUCGGGGUCGCUUUUGUCGUCUGCCUUUUCGGGGCUUAUCGCCGCCGGUAUCUUGCUGAUGGACGGCCAAAAGGGUAUUUCCGGGUGGAGAUGGCUCUUCAUCAUCGAAGGGUGCAUCACCGUGUUCAUCGUCCCCUUCGCCUACUUCAUCUUGCCCGAUGUCCCCUCCAACACCAAGUUCCUCAGUGAACAGGAAAGAGACUUGAUCAUGUGGAAGCUCGCCCAAGACACCGGUUCCAACGACUCCGACCAAGGCACCACCACCAAGCAAGCGCUUUGGCUCGCGUUCACCGACAUCAAGGUGUGGAUGGUCACCGGUAUCCUCUCGUUCCUCGUCGCCGCCUGUGGUGUCACCAACUUCUUCCCCACUUUCGUUGGGACCUUGGGUUACAGCAGAGUCAAGACGUUGUGUAUGACUGCUCCUCCCUACUGCUGUGCCGUCGUCACCACCUUCUUCUGGUCGCUCCACGCCGACAAGACCGGCGAGCGUCUCUGGCACAUUUUGAUCCCCGGGUGCGUGGCGAUGGCAUCCUUUAUUAUCACCGCCGCUACCCUUAACAUCGCCGCGCGCUACUUCGCCAUGUGCAUCAUGUUGCCGGGGCUCUACUGUGCGUUCGUCUCAAUCUUGUCGUGGAUGUCUAACUGUACCCCGCGUCCCCCCGCCAAGCGUGCCGUCGCCAUUGCGUUGAUGAACUGUCUCUCCAACUCGACCUCGAUCUGGAACGCCUACUUGUACCCCAAAGGGUGGGAGCCUCGCUUCGAGAUCUCGUUCAUCUGUAACUGUGUGUUUUUGGCGUUGCUGAUGGCGAUGGCCAUCGGGUUGUCGAUCACGUUGCGCAUCUACAACAAGAGGAUCGAGAACGGUACCUACAACUGGGAGCGCGAGCUCGGCAAGGGCCACACUGGUGAAGAGAUCGACCCCGACUUCAGAUUCUUGUACUGA